Molecule: messenger RNA, 1342 nt
Organism: Diaporthe batatas
Lineage: Eukaryota; Fungi; Ascomycota; Sordariomycetes; Diaporthales; Diaporthaceae
Exons: 1
Coding region: 269-1342 (357 amino acids)
Biological process (GO): regulation of mRNA splicing, via spliceosome
Cellular component (GO): nucleus
Molecular function (GO): zinc ion binding; mRNA binding
Source: RefSeq, a predicted model, not a curated record
AAAAAAUGAACAGAAACCAUGAUGAAUGAACAUAUAUAAAUGACCACCCCUCUCGGCUGCACGUUUCACGGGUUUUCAUUCUACACCACCACCAAACAUCUCCCGAUACGCUAUGCCGUCAAGGCUUUCCCAGCCACAGCAUAUCUACUAACUUCCAGAUCCAAAGCAUCGCAAUAACGGACUAACUGCUACUAACCACAAAAGCUCAACUUCCUGAUCAUCAUUCUAGAACCCCUCUCAGGACGACCACAUCAAGAUCCUCCCAAAGAUGUAUCCGCCCAAAUCACCUGGAUCUAUCCCCAGGCCAGCGAAAGGUCAACGAAGAACACGAUGGGGCCCAGAAAGCCAGGUCGCCGCGCUGAACGGCCUCAAGACCGCCAUCACAACAGCCAUGACGCCCGAACAGCUCGAAGCGUACGCCACGCACUUCCGGAUCGAGGAGAUCGGCCAGAAGAUGCAGGGCGGCGGCGGCGGCCCGGCCCCACCGCCCAGCUCAGACUCGAAAAGACCACCCUCGCCAGCCCCCAAGUACGACGCCUCAGGCCGCCGCACCAACACCCGCCAGCACCGCUACCGCCAGGGCCUGGAGGCCGAACGCCGCGCGCUCGUCGGCGCCGCCCUGGACACCAUCCCAGGCUACCAGCGGCCCCGUGACUUGUUGCACUGUAGCCUCAAGCGGGAUCCUGUCGUCACCACCAAAGUCUACAUCCCGGUCCGCGACUUCCCAGGCAUCAACUUCAUAGGCCAGAUCCUCGGGCCCCGCGGCCAGAGCCUAGCGGCCAUGAGCGAGGAGUCGGGCGCGCACGUCGCCAUCCGGGGCAAGGGCUCCGUCAAGGAGGGCCGGGCCGGCGGUCACCACCACCACCACCCCCGGGGCCACGGGACUAACAACAACAACGACCAGCAGGAGCCGCUCCACUGCCUCAUCAGGGCCGACACGCAGGCAGAGGCCGACCACGCCAGGAGGCUCAUCGACGAGGUCAUCGAGGCCGCCGCCUGCAGCCCCGAGGACCAGAACCGGCGCAAGCGCGCCCAGCUGCGCCAGCUGGCCGUCAUGAACGGGACGUUCCGGGACGACGAGGGCCGGGCGUGCGACAACUGCGGCCGGCCCGGCCACCGCCGGUCCUUGUGCACGGCGCCCGCCCGGUUCGUGGCUGGUGUCACCUGCCGCGCCUGCAACGGUGCCGGCCACGUCGCCCGCGACUGCCCACGGCGGGGGGGUGCCGGUGCGAAGCUGCCGCCGUGGAGGGUGGGCCGGCUGGCUCGUGAUCAGCAGGCAGAGGCGGGGGGUGCUGGCCCCGACGCGGAGUUUGAACAGCUCAUGUUGGAGCUUGGGGGGUAG